Pelobates cultripes (western spadefoot toad) is the source of this 400-nucleotide messenger RNA. NCBI's taxonomy places the organism in Eukaryota, Metazoa, Chordata, Amphibia, Anura, Pelobatidae. The record is from the annotation of a GenBank genome assembly.
AUGGAGACAGGACACGACCCUGAGGGGCAAAACCGGAGCCUAAUGGAGGCUUUCGACCACAUCUGCGCAGCAUUUUGGGAGCAGAUCAGACUCUGUGCAAAAACAGCGGCAGGCCUCUCCUCACAGAAGGCAGACACAGCCACUCCUAAGCACGGCACGCUGGAGGGGACAGGUGAGCACCCUAAACAGCAGCAACAUUCAUUUGACCGUCCGGAGAUGAAAAUCAGGGGGGGGGGGGAAGUCAGGGCCCACAGCGCAAAUGACGCAUCCGCACCCUACAGAGGAGACAGAAGAGGCGCCCACAAAACUUGACACAGAAGAACUGCUUCACACACAGGCAUGGCGCCCCAACCUCCCAGGGACCGGCACUCAGACUCAACUGCCCCUCCAUAACAGCUGA